CCUCAUCCCUCAUCUCCUUACUCUUCCUCUACUACCACCACCAUGGGCAAAGUCACCUACACUGAUGGCAUCGCCAUCCUCCAACUCGUCAUAUUCCCAUUUAUCCUCGGCGCCGCCAUUUUCAUCUGGAGCCGAACAGGCUGGAGAGUCGGCAGCAAGAUCUGGCGAUACCCCGUCACCCUCUCUCUCAUCCGCAUCGCCGGCAGUAUUUCCUCAUUAUUAACAAUCAACCACGAUUCCUACAAUGUCGAAGUCGCCGUAGCCGUAUGCGAGCUAAUCGGCAUCGCCCCUCUACUACUUACCUACAUCGGAAUCCUUAGACAAAUCGACACGGAGCAAAGACUCCCACCCCGAUUCCUCAAACUAAUCACACUGGUCUCCUUCAUUGCCCUAAUUCUCGGCAUCGCGGGCGUCAGCAGCGCAAACGACAACAGCAACGGCUACACCCCCGACACCAUUGUCAAAGUGUCCAUGGCCAUCUUCAUCGUCGUAUUCGUGAUCUACAACCUCGCCGCCGCGUGGCUGUUCUUCCAGCUUAGCUUCAGUAUGAGAAACUUCCAGAAGAAGCUUUUCAUGGCCAUCGUUCUCUCUUUCCCCUUCAUUCUCAUCCGGGUGAUUUAUUCGGCGAUUAGCGAUUACACCACCAUUGACAAGUUUGCUGUCCUGACGGGCAGUCCCACCAUCUAUCUGGUUAUGGAUGUGUUGGAGGAAAUUGUCGCCAUGGCGCUUACUAUGUUCCUGGGGAUGUCGGCGGUGCUGGAGGAGGAUUUUGUGAAGCUUACGCCCGAGCAGAUGGGCGCGGAGCAGAAGUACGAUCAGGUGCAGGUGCAGCAGGUUUAAGCUUGGGUUGUUUAAUGUGUUUUAUGUGUCGGUUGGCGUUUUUUGUUUUGUUGUUUGUUUUAUGGGGUAUAUCCAAGUCGUGCGAUUUUGUGGUUAUGGGAUAGAUAUGGG
Messenger RNA from Aspergillus sclerotioniger CBS 115572, 951 nucleotides. RefSeq lists its product as uncharacterized. Bases 43 to 840 code for a protein of 265 amino acids. The transcript has 2 exons. The record is from RefSeq and is a predicted model, not a curated record. Lineage: Eukaryota; Fungi; Ascomycota; Eurotiomycetes; Eurotiales; Aspergillaceae.